This is a messenger RNA of Caenorhabditis elegans, 918 nucleotides long. It is a transcript of the gene erd-2.2, whose product is annotated as ER lumen protein-retaining receptor erd-2.2. The transcript is spliced from 3 exons. Gene Ontology annotation, cellular component: endoplasmic reticulum membrane; membrane. NCBI's taxonomy places the organism in Eukaryota, Metazoa, Nematoda, Chromadorea, Rhabditida, Rhabditidae. The record is from RefSeq and is marked reviewed. Gene Ontology annotation, biological process: retrograde vesicle-mediated transport, Golgi to endoplasmic reticulum; protein retention in ER lumen. The coding region runs from base 10 to 651 and encodes 213 amino acids. Gene Ontology annotation, molecular function: ER lumen protein retrieval receptor activity.
AGGGUCAUCAUGAACAUCUUCCGUAUAUCGGCAGAUAUGUCGCACUUGCUUGCGAUUAUCAUCCUUCUGCUCAAAAUCUGGAAGAGCAGAUCGUGCUCCGGAAUCUCUGCGCGGUCGCAGAUUCUGUUCGCUCUCGUGUUCACUGCUCGAUACUUGGAUCUUUUCUCCACAUACAUUUCUUUGUAUAACACUACAAUGAAGAUCACCUUCCUCGCCGCUACGUACGCCACAGUGUAUCUGAUGUUCUUCAAAUUCCGCUCAACUUACAUGCGCGAGUCGGAUACCUUCCGUGUCGAGCUUCUCAUCGUCCCAGCUGCGAUCCUCGCUCUUCUCAUCAAUCACGAUUUCGCUCCAUUUGAGUUGCUCUGGACUUUUUCGAUCUAUUUGGAGGCUGUGGCCAUUCUUCCACAACUCUUCCUUCUCCAGUCUACCGGUUCCGCUGAGGUCAUCACUGCUCACUACUUGUUCGCUCUUGGCUCCUACCGCGCUCUCUACAUUUUCAACUGGAUUUACCGCUACUACACCGAGGACUAUUUCGAUCCAAUUGUCGUUGUUGCCGGAAUUGUACAAACUGUUCUCUACGCCGAUUUCUUCUAUCUUUACGUCACCCGUGUCGUCCAAACCCGUAAGGGUAUGGAGCUCCCAAUCUAAACGAACGAUUCCCAUCCUUUUUGACGUUUUUUCCUACGAGGUUAUAUUAAUCUUUACGGAGUUGGCGUUAUAAUUCACACUAAGUCUGGUCACUUUUACUUUUCUUCUUUUUGAUUGUUGGGAAAUAAUAAGAAUGUGUGCCCGCCAAACUCCGUUAAUUUAUUUCUCUGUGUGAUGAUUUUUAUGGGGGAUUUCCAAAGAUAUCCAUUUAUUCAGCUUUUUAAAAUAGAGAUUUAAUGUAUAAAUAAUGAAUUUUUCUGGAUUUUU